AUGGAUGAAAUUCUCGUUCAUGUUACAGCCCCCAGUUCCGUGCGAGACGACGCACGCUACCGGGCCCAAGUGGCCGCCAUUCUCAACUUCCAAAGUGCGCGCCACCCAAUCUCAGGCACUGCACAUAGCCAUACCGACCCCGGGGAUCAUCACUCGCAUCAAGUAUCCGCCGUGGGAUCCCCUUUCUCCCAACACGAGGCCUCCCCAUUGCGGGAGGCGUCCCGACCCGCAUGGGAGACAUUCCCAGAUCGUCUGGACUCUGAGGCCAAUGAUCUACAAAACCCGGACGAUCACAUAGACCUCGACUCCCUGGAGAGUCUCGUCAGUGUGAUUCCAGAUUCUCAGGAGAUCGUCGCCCCAGCUCCAGAUCCAGUUCCAGAUCCCGAACCAGUUGGCUCGGGCCCGGCUUUUGCAGUGUGCUACCCACCCUCCAAAAGGCGUUGCAUACAGCCACAGUCCCUAAAGACGCUUGCCCACUCUCCUGCAGCUGAAUCUGAUAUCACACGUCCGGCCUCUGCAACGGACCAGCCCGAUGUUGAUAUCCACCCUAUCCACCCUGUGCAACAUGUUAUAGGGGAUGCUCUUAAUCCCAUUUGUAUAUCGAGUUCCAUUGAGUCGAUAGGCGAGAGUACAGACUCUUCUCUACCGACUCCUGUGCCAAAUCCUGAACCCCUGGCUCUUGCAUCUACUGCAACUGCCCCUGCUCCUUCCACUACUGCUCCCACCUUCCCUCUCCCUCCUGUCCUCAAUCUCACAUUUCCUCUAGAAAUACACGCCCCUCAACCUCCAAUCUCAACAGCCCCCUUCACAACCCAUAUAACAUCCACUCUAUCCAUGCUCAAAGACCGACUCAGACCGGAGCGUACCUAUAAACCAACUCACCAAACAAGGGAUUUAGAUCCCCUGGAACGGGGAUAUUGGUUUAUAAAGUUUAACAUUGGAUCGAACGAAAAAAAGGGGGAUCAAAGCUGGUCUACAUCCUCCUUCCAAACAUUCUGGGCCUUCCUCAAGGACUUCAUCGCAAAGGAUGGUCGAGCGGGCUGGGGUGUAUGGUGUAUUCUUGAACGAUCUCCUCUCUCCAGUGAAGUUGGUUCGACGAGCCCAUCGAAGUCCACUUUGACAGAGACUAUAGACGUCUCUGUUUCUGUUUCACUGAAGGUAUAUGCAUGGGGCGAAAUCGCCAUGCAUAUUUACCUGCUUCUAUUCCUUGCUAGUGAGCGACGUAUUCGAGGGAUGGGGGUUCAGUGGAGGGAUGCUGGGGAGACGGCUGUUAUUCAGAUGCCGUAG
This is a messenger RNA of Penicillium antarcticum, 1287 nucleotides long. RefSeq lists its product as uncharacterized. Bases 1 to 1287 code for a protein of 428 amino acids. NCBI's taxonomy places the organism in Eukaryota, Fungi, Ascomycota, Eurotiomycetes, Eurotiales, Aspergillaceae. The transcript has a single exon. The record is from RefSeq and is a predicted model, not a curated record.